Molecule: messenger RNA, 1052 nt
Organism: Cricetulus griseus (Chinese hamster)
Lineage: Eukaryota; Metazoa; Chordata; Mammalia; Rodentia; Cricetidae
Source: RefSeq, a predicted model, not a curated record
CCGCUGCUCCUGCCAUCACUGCCUCCAAGAAGAUGGCUGUGCCUCCCACAUAUGCUGAUCUUGGCAAGUCUGCAAGGGAUGUUUUCACCAAGGGCUACGGCUUUGGCUUAAUAAAACUUGAUUUGAAAACGAAGUCCGAGAAUGGAUUGGAAUUUACCAGUUCAGGCUCCGCCAACACAGAGACCACCAAAGUGAAUGGCAGCCUGGAAACCAAGUACAGACGGACCCAGUAUGAGCUGACAUUUACAGAGAAGUGGAACACAGACAACACUCUGGGUACCGUGAGUACCGUGGAAGACCAGCUCACCCAUGGACUGAAGCUGACCUUUGAUUCAUCCUUCUCGCCUAACACUGGGGAAAAAAAUGCUAAAAUCAAAACAGGGUACAAGAGGGAGCAUAUCAACCUGGUCUGUGAUGUAGACUUUGACAUUGCUGGGCCCUCCAUCCGGGGUGCUCUGGUGCUUGGCUAUGAGGGCUGGCUGGCUGGCUACCAGAUGAAUUUUGAGACUUCGAAGUCCCGAGUGACCCAGAGCAACUUGGCAGUUGGGUACAAGACGGAUGAGUUCCAGCUUCUUACUAAUGUGAACGAUAGGACGUUUGGAGGCUCCAUUUACCAAAAGGUAAACAAGAAGUUGGAGACUGCUAUCAAUCUCGCCUGGACAGCAGGAAACAGUAACACUCGCUUUGGAAUAGCAGCCAAGUAUCAGGUCGACCCUGAUGUCUGCUUUUCGGCCAAAGUGAACAACUCUAGCCUGAUCGGUUUAGGGUACACUCAGACCCUAAAGCCAGGUAUCAAACUGACGCUGUCAGCUCUGCUGGAAGGCAAGAACGUCAAUGCGGGUGGCCACAAGCUUGGUCUAGGACUGGAAUUUCAAGCAUAAAUGAAUAUUGUACAAUCAUUAAUUUUAAACUAUUUUGCAGUAUAGCUACCUUCAGAAUUUAGUGUGCCUUUUAAAGUUGUAUGUUGGGGAUGCGAGAAUUAAUAAAUACCACAUUAGAUGUCCAGGCUAAGGAUGACUCGGCUUUAAGGUGUUUUCCAUUUCAGAGGCACA